Camponotus floridanus (Florida carpenter ant) is the source of this 2830-nucleotide messenger RNA. RefSeq names its product DNA mismatch repair protein Mlh1 (gene Mlh1). Lineage: Eukaryota; Metazoa; Arthropoda; Insecta; Hymenoptera; Formicidae. The record is from RefSeq and is a predicted model, not a curated record. Bases 109 to 2715 code for a protein of 868 amino acids. Gene Ontology annotation, molecular function: ATP hydrolysis activity; ATP-dependent DNA damage sensor activity; ATP binding. Gene Ontology annotation, cellular component: MutLalpha complex. Gene Ontology annotation, biological process: mismatch repair. The transcript is spliced from 9 exons.
UUAAAAUAUACAUUUAAUGCGUUCAUAUAACAUACUUAUAACAGAUACCAAGAAGCAAGAGAGUCGUUUUAUGGAUAAUUAAAAAUCUAUCAAACAAUUUCGAGCAACAUGUGUACGCCAGCGAAAAUUAAAAAGUUAGAUGAAAUCGUGGUGAAUAAAAUCGCAGCAGGGGAGAUAAUCCAAAGGCCAGCAAAUGCAUUGAAAGAAUUAAUAGAAAAUAGUUUGGAUGCCAAAGCAACAAAUAUACAAAUUACUACAAAGGAAGGAGGCCUGAAACUAUUACAGAUACAAGAUAAUGGUACAGGUAUUCGAAAGGAAGACAUGGACAUUGUAUGCGAAAGAUUCACAACAAGCAAGUUGCAAAAAUUUGAAGACCUCAGUGCGCUUACAACGUUUGGAUUUCGAGGAGAAGCUUUGGCUAGUAUCAGUCAUAUAGCUCUUCUUACUAUUACCACAAAAACAGCAGAUGAAAAAUGUGCCUAUAAAGCAUCAUAUAUUAAUAGCAAGUUAAAAGCACCUCCAGCACCUUGCGCUGGAAAUCAAGGCACUAUAAUAACAAUAGAGAAUCUGUUUUAUAAUGUGGCAACUAGAAGGAAAGCUUUAUCAAAUCCAUCAGAAGAAUUUAAUAAAAUUACAGAAAUAGUUAUGAAAUAUGCUGUGCAUAAUCCAACAGUAGGAUUUACAUUAAAAAAACAUGGUGAAUCAAGUGCACAGGUCCGAACACCACAUAAUUCAACAAAACAAAGUAAUAUAAGAAUAUUGUACACCAAUUCAGUUGCUCGUGAAUUAUUGGAGGUUGAGUUAAACGACGACACUUAUAAGUUUAAGAUGCAAGCUUUGGUGACAAAUGCAAAUUACACAAAUAAACGAAUGAUGAUGCUUCUAUUUAUUAAUAAUCGAUUGGUUGAUUCUUCUUCUAUUCGUAAAAUGUUAGAGGAAAUAUAUUCCGUAUAUCUUCCAAAGAAAACCCAUCCAUGGUGUUAUAUAUCUUUGGAUAUCAAUCCACAAAAUAUUGAUGUUAAUGUACAUCCAACAAAACAUGAAGUUAGAUUUCUUCAUGAAGAUACAAUAAUUGAAAGAAUGAAAUUUGCUUUAGAUGAAAGAUUAGCUGGUAACAGUGCUUCUAGAACAUUUUAUCUGCAAGCCAGGUUACCAAAAGUUGACAUUAGCAAAGAAGUUCUAGAAGAAGUUUUACCGGAAUAUAAUAAAGAAAAUCCAGAUAAAUUGAAAAAAGUCCAUGCUAAAGAAAUGAUUAGAACAGAUUCGUCUGAUCAAAAAUUGGAUAAAUUUAAUUUCACCAUACAUACUCCUUGCAAACAUGAUAGCAAUACUUUCAUAGAAAAAUCAACUCGUAAUGCAGAAACGGAAUCUCUCAAUAUUGAAACUUCUUCAGAGGAGAAUAUAUCUCAUAUUACUACGGAAAAUCCAUCCAUUAAUAAAUGUCAACAAAAAGAUUCUAAUUUAAAUAUUACAGAACAUAAUUUUACAUCAUUAUCUAAGAUAGAGAGCUAUAUCGAAGAGACUUCAGUUAAUACUUCAACACAUUGGAGUAAUAUAUCAGAUAUUAGAACUAUAAGUUCACUGGAACAAAACACUUGUAAUCCAAGUACAUCUGUACAAAAAGAUAAGCCAGAUAAUAUUCGUUCAGAAAAUACUAUAUAUAAUGUUACAGAAUUUUUAAACGAAACAGUGGAUGAAUCUAUGGAAGAUAAUUCUAGAGACAUCAUAGCUGAUAAAGCUCGUAAGCGAGUGUAUCAAUAUUUCGGAAAUAAGGAUAUUAUCGAUGAUAGAAAAAAAAAUUUAGAAGAAGAUAAAAAAGAAACUACAUCGCAAAGUAUAAACGAUAAUAAAAAAGAAGAUGAAAGUUCGAUAUCCAAUACAAAUCAACCUGAAAGUAGUAUAGAUUCAAUUGAAAAAACUGUUUCUGCUGAUGAUUCUCCAAAGUCUGCAUCACAGUUUAGGUCAUAUUCUGUAAAUAAUUUUAGACACGAGGUAAAAUUGACUAGUAUUUUAAAAUUACGAAAAGAAGUUGAAGACGAGUGUCACGAGGGAUUAAGAAACAUUCUCACCAAUUUGACAUUUGUCGGUUGCAUUGAUCAAAUUUCGGCUUUAAUACAAAGUGGAGUGAACUUGUACAUAUGCAAUACAAGAAAAUUAGCAGAGGAGCUUUUUUACCAGAUUAUGCUUUAUGAUUUUGCAAAUUUUGGUGUCAUCAAAUUUUCAGAACGGAUAUCGCUAUUUGACUUAGCAAUGAUUGCUUUAGAUUCGGGAGAAACUGGUUGGACAGAAGAGGAUGGACCAAAAGAUGAAUUGGCAGCAAGGGUAAAGGAGUUGCUUUUGGAAAAAGCAGAUAUGAUGAACGAAUAUUUUUCGAUUGUUAUGGAUAAAGUAGGAAAUUUAAGAUCGUUGCCAGUGUUGUUAGAUAAAUAUUUUCCAUAUGAAGCAGAAAUUCCAUUGUACAUAAUGCGACUGGCAACUGAAGUUAAUUGGAGAAAAGAACAAGUGUGUUUUCAGAAUAUUUGUCGUGAAACGGCAAAAUUUUUCAGUUAUAUCAAUCCAAAACCUGAGACGCACGAUUGGAAAUAUAUAACCGAACAUGUUUUAUACUCGGCGAUUAAAGAAAGUUUACUUCCACCAAAACAUUUUGCUCAUGAUUCAACAAUAUUACAAAUAGCCAGUUUACCUGAUUUGUAUAAAGUAUUCGAGAGAUGUUAAAAUAUACUAUUAAACAUACAAAAGUACAAUACAAUUUGCAAUUAAUGUGCCAUGACAAGAACUGAAUUAAGAUAAAAUCAAGUGUAUUUUAAACACUAUCAACUUAUAAUUUAUA